GGUGAAACGACACCCCAGGACGCGAACUUCAAGGGUCGGACCGUCGGAUCCGACUGGAACGGGAACCCCGGGUUCGACGAAGUCCUUGGCGAUUUGUAGAGGGGGCGGGACUCCUAUAAAACCAGCCUGGAAGACCGUUCGGCUGAAAUCCAAGCGAAAAAAUGCCAGCGUCCGGGGCGACCGUAGAACAUCCUAGGGAGUCUAUAGACUUGCCUAUAGAGCCCGAAGGAGUCGAUCUGUUCCUCUCAGCUCCAGACAAGAAAAGCCACGGCGAGUUCCUCCAGAGGGUGCAGCAGAUGCUCCUUGACCAUGCUUUCCAGAGCACUCACAGGGAGAGCAAGGUGGCUCGAUACGUGGAACCUGAACGGCUGAAAGAGAUCAUGGACUUGGACUUGAAACGAGAGCCUAGCUCCAUGGAAGCCCUCAUCGGCCACAUUCGUGAUACUAUGAAGUACUCUGUCAAUACAGGACACCCCUUUUUUGUCAACCAGCUAUUUUCCUCACUGGAUCCGUACGGCUUAGCCGGUGGAUGGGUGACGGACUCACUCAACCCGAGUGUUUACACUUACGAGGUUUCGCCUGUGUUCAGCUUGAUGGAAGAGGCCGUACUGAAGGAAAUGAGAACCAUCGUCGGAUUCACAGAAGGAGACGGCAUCUUCUCCCCAGGCGGUUCCAUCGCCAACGGAUAUGCCAUAAACUGCGCCAGGUUCAACAAAAUGCCACAGAUCAAGGAAAAAGGCCUACACGGGCUGCCCCGUCUCGUCCUUUUCACAUCGGAAGACGCCCACUAUUCCAUCAAAAAGAUGGCUGCCCUUCAAGGGAUCGGGUCCGACAACGUCUACCUGGUCAAGACGGAAGCCAACGGAAAGAUGGACGUGCGCGACCUCAGGGCACAGGUGGAGAAGUCCCUCGAGGAAGGAGCAGUACCGUUUAUGGUCUCAGCCACAGCAGGCACGACUGUCCUCGGAGCAUACGACCCUAUAGAGGAGAUCCACGAAGUCUGCAAAGAUCACGGCAUGUGGCUGCACGUCGACGCAGCCUGGGGAGGCGGCGCCCUCGUCUCAAAGAAGUACCGACACCUACUUCGCGGCAUAGAAAAGUCUGAUUCAGUUACGUGGAACCCUCACAAAAUGCUGGCCGCUCCUCAGCAGUGUUCGACUUUCUUGACCAAGCACACAAAGAUCCUUAGUCAAUGCCAUUCCGCCCAGGCCCAGUACCUCUUCCAGAAGGACAAAUUCUACGACACCAGCUACGACACGGGCGACAAGCACAUUCAAUGCGGAAGGAGAGCGGACGUGUUCAAAUUCUGGCUGAUGUGGAAGGCCAAGGGAACGGACGGACUGGAAAAGCACGUCGACCGUGUUUUCGACUCCGCUGAAUACUUCACGGAGAAGAUCCGGGGUAGGCCGGGCUUCAAGCUGUUCGUCGAACGGCCGGAAUGCACCAACGUGACCUUCUGGUACGUCCCACCUAGCCUGCUCGGCAAAGAAUCGGAACCCGACUUCAACCAAAAGCUCCACAAGGUCGCACCGUUAAUGAAAGAAAGGAUGAUGAGGGAAGGGACGAUGAUGAUGACCUACCAACCGCUUCGGGAGCACCCCAACUUUUUCAGAUUGGUCAUACAGAAUUCUUCCCUCAACCACAACGACAUGGAUUACAUCGUGGCCGAAAUCGAAAGACUCGGACGAAACUUGUAAAACCUGUAAAAUAACUUGUCGAUCGUAUUAGUAUUUAUUAAUUUAUAUUAUCAUCGCCCUUCCUCUCGUGGGGGGAAAACGAAAACAGGGCACCCUCUCCUUUCUAUUUAUAAUGUAGCUAUAUUAAUUAUUAUUUGUAAUGUAUAAAGU
Molecule: messenger RNA, 1847 nt
Organism: Cimex lectularius (bed bug)
Lineage: Eukaryota; Metazoa; Arthropoda; Insecta; Hemiptera; Cimicidae
Gene: black
Product: cysteine sulfinic acid decarboxylase
Exons: 8
Coding region: 162-1697 (511 amino acids)
Biological process (GO): carboxylic acid metabolic process
Cellular component (GO): cytoplasm
Molecular function (GO): pyridoxal phosphate binding; carboxy-lyase activity
Source: RefSeq, a predicted model, not a curated record